CUGUGUAGUGACGUAGGACGCAACGCCAGGGGUGAGAGGUCACGGCGGCGAACGCGGUGUGUGUCUUCUCGUACCGUUAUAUGAGAGAUUGUUAUUCGUCCGCCCGGGCUCUCUCAAUGCGGGGGCAGUACGGGCGAGAGCAUGACCCGGAGAGCAGUUAGCAGGAAGAGGAAAGCGGCGCCGGGGACCGGAGAUCAGGUUGACUGGGACCAUGCCGCUCAGAAGCGGAGGAGGCUUCCUCCAGAGAAGAAGUCCGUGGUGUAUUAUCUGAAAACCAGGGAACUGAGAGCUCAGGGUGAGCGCAGCUACCACCGCCUAAUACGUGGCUGCGCCGCUCAGACGCUCCCCGGGAUUCUCAAAGAGAAGGAGUUUAAUCUCGGCACUCUCAACAAAGUGUUUGCUUCGCAAUGGCUGAACCAUCGGCAGCUUGUUUGUGGAACCAAAUGCAAUACGUUGUUUGUGGUGGACGUACAGACUGGGCAGAUCACAAAGAUUCCCAUAUUAAAGGACCGUGAACCGUCCAAUACAGCACCACAGAGCUGCGGCAUCCAUGCCAUUGAAAUCAAUCCUUCCCGAACCCUGCUGGCUACCGGAGGUGAUAACCCCAACAGCCUGGCCGUCUACCGGCUUCCCACCCUGGAUCCCGUCUGCGUGGGAGAUAGAUUGAGGACUUUGUGUCCUAAAUCUCUUUAUCACAAUGACUGGAUUUUCUCUAUUGCGUGGAUUAGCGACACCCUGGCAGUUUCAGGCUCCCGGGAUGGUUCUAUGGCUUUGUGGGAGAUAAAUGACGAGGUGAUGAAUAAAUGUAACUUCCAACACAGCCAUUCUCGGGUGCCAGUCUACGCGCAUAUUGACCACAAGGCUUUGAAGGAUAUCCCCAAAGAAACGAGCAAUUCCUCCAACUGCAAGGUGCGCGCCCUGGCCUUCAACAGCAAGAACAAGGAGCUGGGUGCUGUGUCCCUGGAUGGCUACUUCCACCUGUGGAAAGCGGAGCACACACUAGCUAAGCUUCACUCCAUGAAGUUACCAUACUGCAGAGAGAACGUGUGCCUGUCCUAUGGCUUGGAGUGGUCUGUGUACGCGGUGGGAUCGCAGGCUCACGUCUCUUUCUUGGACCCCCGGCAGCCUCCGCAGAACGUCCGGUCCGUGUACUGCAGGGAGCAGGGCAGCGGUAUCCGGUCAGUGAGCUUCUAUGAACAUAUAAUCACUGUGGGGACCGGACAGGGCUCCCUCCUGUUCUAUGACAUCCGAGCUCAGAGGUUUCUGGAUGAUUCUAUUGGCAAUUUCCAGUCUUUAAAGUCAAGAGGAGAAAUGCUGAAACUGACCACGGGGAAAGGCUGGUUGAACCAUAACGACAUGUGGAGGAACUACUUCUCUGACAUAGACUGCUGCCCGAAUGCUGUUUACACCCACUGCUACGACUCGUCUGGAACGAAGCUCUUUGUAGCGGGUGGUCCCCUGCCAACGGGUCUUCACGGAAACUACGCCGGUCUCUGGAGCUAGUGCAACACAGCCUGAAAAUAAACGGGCACUGCCGAUUUUUUUUGCCCCCUCCCGGGCUGGAGGGCAGAGACCUGAUAUAAGGGGGGCCUCCCCCUUUUACCCUAAGUGGUUUGUGCCCAGAACGUUAUCCGUCUCCUUUUUGUUUUAUUUGUCAAGACGAUGCUUUAUUCGAAGAUGUUGGUCAGCCAAUUUUGUCUUAAAAUGAAUCAAAGCUUUUACAAAAAAAAAAAAAGUGCUUCUUUUUAAGAAGUUUUCUUUUACCUCCUAAAUGUAAAAUUCUUUCGCACAGUCUUAAGAUCCUCCACCCUUCUUCUUUUUUUUUUUUUUUUUUUUUU
Molecule: messenger RNA, 1838 nt
Organism: Nanorana parkeri
Lineage: Eukaryota; Metazoa; Chordata; Amphibia; Anura; Dicroglossidae
Gene: DCAF12
Product: DDB1 and CUL4 associated factor 12
Exons: 9
Coding region: 142-1503 (453 amino acids)
Cellular component (GO): Cul4-RING E3 ubiquitin ligase complex
Molecular function (GO): protein binding
Source: RefSeq, a predicted model, not a curated record